This is a messenger RNA of Choloepus didactylus (southern two-toed sloth), 2085 nucleotides long. It is a transcript of the gene TMEM175, whose product is annotated as transmembrane protein 175. The transcript has 12 exons. NCBI's taxonomy places the organism in Eukaryota, Metazoa, Chordata, Mammalia, Pilosa, Megalonychidae. Bases 240 to 1850 code for a protein of 536 amino acids. Gene Ontology annotation, cellular component: lysosome; endosome. The record is from RefSeq and is a predicted model, not a curated record. Gene Ontology annotation, molecular function: proton channel activity; potassium ion leak channel activity.
GAAAGGAGGCCCAGACCGCCCUUCCGCCGCGCCGGCCGGGAAGUGCGCGUGCGCGGCGACGGGACGUGGCGUGAACUUCCGGCCGCCGAGCUCGCGGUGCAGGGCUGUCCGGAGCUUGGAGGCGCGGAGGAGUGGCCGCGGCGGUUCCCGCCCAGGUAGUCGUGUCCCCCGCCCAGCUCCUGCCCGAGCCCACGUGGGCUUUUGGCUCGAGGACCCGCGUCGGGACCCAGGUCCGCGCCAUGUCUGAGCUCGGGAGCCCAGAGCGGACGCCGGACGCGCAGACCCCGGACACGCGGGACGACGACGCCGGCGACGGGAUCCAGGCCUCGCAGCGCAUGCUCAGCUUCAGCGACGCGCUGCUGUCCAUCAUCGCCACCGUCAUGGUCCUGCCCGUGAUGCACACCAAGAUCUACCCGGAGCAGCACUUUGACAGAAGCAUGCAGAAACUUCUAGCAACUAAAAUCGCGGUGUACCUGAUGUCGUUCCUCAUCGUGACGGUGGCAUGGGCAGCGCACAUACGGUUGUUCCAGGUCGUUGGGAAAAUAGAUGAUACACUUGCCUUGCUCAACUUGGUCUGCAUGAUGACCAUCACCUUCCUGCCGUACACAUUUUCCUUAAUGGUGACCUUCCCUGCUGAGCCUCUGGGCAUCUUCCUGUUCUGUGUGUGUGUGAUCGCCAUCGGGGCCGUGCAGGCAUCCAGCACUCCAGGGAGCAUCUCAAGGUGCUGGGUCCCCCACCCUGUCACCUAUCACACAAGUGUGUCAGCAAGACGGAGGCAGCAGGCGGUGGUUGUGGGCUACGCGUUCCACUACCCGCACCUCCUGAACCGGCAGAUCGCGUGCUCCGUGCACAGGGUCACCCUCCAGCGGCACAUCCUGGGCAUACUGCUUCGGGGCCCUGCACUGUGCUUUGCUGCUGCCAUCUUCUCCCUGUUUUUCUUCCCCAUGUCGUACCUGCUGCUGGUGCUGGUCAUCGUCCUCCCCUACGUCAGCAAGGCUGCCCGCUGGUGCCAGGAGCAUGUCAGGGGCCCAGGGGAGCCGCCCACCCAAACCCUGCAGUUCUUCCCUUUUGACCUCCACGAGCCCCUCAGCAAGGAGCGGGUGGAGGCCUUCAGCGACGGCGUCUACGCCAUCGUGGCCACCCUCCUCAUUCUGGACAUCUGCGAGGACAACGUCCCGGACCCCGCGGAGGUGGAGGGCGCCUUCCACGGCAGCCUCGUCGCGGCCCUCGGCGCAUCCCGGCCGCGCUUCCUGGCCUACUUCGGGUCCUUCGCCACGGUGGGCCUGCUCUGGUUCGCCCACCACUCGCUCUUCCUGCACGUGCGCAAGGCCACGCAGCCCAUGGGCCUGCUCAACACGCUGGCGCUGGCCUUCGUGGGCGGCCUGCCGCUGGCCUACCGGCAGACCUCGGCCCUGGCGCGGCGGCCGCGCGAGGAGCUCGAGAGCAUCCGCGUCAGCUGCGUCAUCAUCUUCUUCGCCGGCACCUUCCAGUUUGCCACCUGGACGGCCGCCCUGCUGCGCCAGAGGGAGACGCUGCACCCGACGGUGUGGUACGGCGGCCGCGAGCACGCGCUCAUGUUCGCCAAGCUCGGCCUCUACCCCUGCGCCAGCCUCCUGGCCUUCGCCUCCACCUGCUUCUUGAGCAGGUUCAGCACCGCGAUCUUCCACCUCAUGCAGAUCGGCGCGCCCCUGGCCUUCCUGCUGCUGCGCCUGCUGCUGCGCCUGGCGCUGGCUGCCCUGCGGGGCCUGCGGGGCCUGGCGUGGCCUGCGGACCCCCAGCCCAGUGGCCGGGGGCAGGACGGGGACGGAGAUAGGGCCGACCUGCAGGCCCAGCUGCUGCCUGACUCCUGAUCCUGACUGCCUCACCAGGCUGCCCGCACAGCCACAGCCGCAGGGAGCCCUGUCCCCUCACAGGAGUCUGCUCCUUGGCCUGAGGUUGACUUGGGGACAGCGGGGUGGGGAGCUUGUCCUCAGAGUGCUCCCACCCUCCACAGGGACCACAGUUUCACAGAAACCUCACUUUGGCUUGUUUGCAUUUUGUGUCAAUCUGCUUCCUUAAAGGCCCAAAUAAGCUGCCAACAAUGUA